Molecule: messenger RNA, 531 nt
Organism: Drosophila persimilis
Lineage: Eukaryota; Metazoa; Arthropoda; Insecta; Diptera; Drosophilidae
Exons: 4
Coding region: 25-531 (168 amino acids)
Source: RefSeq, a predicted model, not a curated record
UGUGAGCAACAAGAAGACUUUUCAAUGUGCGCGGUGGCACAUGUGACAUUCACGAACCUCAAGUGCCAGAUGAUUGACCGGCGGUUCGGGCUGUUUGAAAUGUGCCGGAUCAAGGCAGUGAAUCGAACCCACAAAUAUAUGGAUAUCUACGCAAAGAUCUACAAGUUGCCCGUGGAUAAUAUAACUUGCCAAAUCCUUCCCAUGCGUCAUGAUCAUGGCUAUAGGCCGUUCUUCAUGAACCUGACCUUUGAUUUCUGUGGGUUUUUCAGGAGUCUAAGGACCGAGCAUGGCAUCAGGGAGAUCCUGCUCCAAGAACUCUUCCAGACGGUCAAGCAGUUCACGAACCUGAACCACUCGUGUCCCUACAAUCACGAUUUGGUGAUCUCCAAAAUGUGGACCGGCAAUCUGGAGACGCGAUUCCUGCGGUAUAUUCCCUUGCCCCAAGGGGACUACAGCCUCUCCUUCUACUGGUUCACCGUCGGCGUUCAUCGAGCGACUGUCCGAGUGUACUUUAGGCUAACCGGCGGCUAA